GCCGCAUUUCCUUUCGCUCCAUCAAGAAGAACAGAGACUACAUGCAACACAGAACUCACUGUAGCUGGCAUUACCUCGCGCACUUAGCAGCUGCUCGAGAGUUUGCGUACCUCAAGGCCCUUCACUCUCAUGGCUUUCCCGUUCCUGAACCCGUCGACACCAACCGGCAUGCAGUACUGAUGGAGUACAUCGAUGCAAUUCCGCUGACUCAGGUAAGGGAAUUGAAAGAUCCGCUGACAGUGCUGGAGAAGCUGAUGAAACUCAUCGUGCGCCUCGCCCACUGCGGCCUUAUUCACGGGGACUUCAACGAAUUUAACCUGAUGAUCAGCGACAAAGGACACAUCACCAUGAUCGAUCUUCCGCAGAUGGUGUCUAUUUAUCAUCCAAAUGCCGCUCUUUACUUCGAUCGCGAUGUUCAAUGCAUCAAGCGACUUUUUGAAAGAAAGUUUCUGGUGGACGUCACAGCGGUACCCCAGUUCGAGGACGUCGUGGGUCGCCGCUGCAGGCCGCCUGAGGCGAAGCGGGCUGAUGGACCAGAAGAAGAAGAAGCAGAACAUCCUGCUGAGUUGAUUGCAGUCGCUGACGGCCUCAAUGAACAGCAAUCAAAACUCCUUGAAAACGCUCUGGCUGCGCGACGAGAGGCAGAGAGUGACAGUCAGUACAGCACGGACUCAGAGGAAAGCGAUGCAGAGAGCGGCAGCGAGGGAUCGGGCACUGAGGGUUCUCCUGAUGAAGAAAGAGAAACAGAAAAGCAAGGAUCAGAAGAAGCAACAAAAGAAGAAGAAAGUUCUCUUAAACGAGAAACCGAAUACACUACACAUUCCGAUGAUGGCCACCAACAACCGCAGAGCAGUUCCUCAAACAGCAGCUCAGAGGAAGAAGAGGAGGAGCCCAGUAAGCCUCUACCACCAGACGAGCAGCAGGCGUUGAUUCACUGUUGGCGUCCAACUGCGCGAAGACACACCCGCGACACCGUACGCAAAAGAGUGCAGCAGCAAAAUCAGAAGAAGAAAAGCAAAGGGAACUUCGGAAGCAACAAAAACGCGGAGGGGAUUCGGGCUCGUCAGCUAACGAAGUUUGAUUGCUAA
Eimeria acervulina is the source of this 1088-nucleotide messenger RNA. RefSeq lists its product as hypothetical. The transcript has 6 exons. Gene Ontology annotation, biological process: maturation of SSU-rRNA. Gene Ontology annotation, cellular component: cytosol; preribosome, small subunit precursor. Gene Ontology annotation, molecular function: protein serine/threonine kinase activity; ATP binding. Lineage: Eukaryota; Apicomplexa; Conoidasida; Eucoccidiorida; Eimeriidae. The annotation marks the transcript as partial. The record is from RefSeq and is a predicted model, not a curated record.